This is a messenger RNA of Entrophospora sp. SA101, 3639 nucleotides long. NCBI's taxonomy places the organism in Eukaryota, Fungi, Glomeromycota, Glomeromycetes, Entrophosporales, Entrophosporaceae. The record is from the annotation of a GenBank genome assembly.
AUGUUAGACAACAAAAAAUCACUAUUCCAAAAAACUUUACUGUUUUUCUCUUUUUUUUUGAUCUCAUUGUUAUGUAAAAGUUUUUUGUCUUCACUGGUUUGCUAUGUUCAAGCUCGAGAAAUUGAUGGUAGCGAUAAUAAUUCAAAUUCAAUUCAACCUUAUCAAAGAGAAUUUUCUUCCAAAUCUUUUUACGGACCAGAUGGAAAUCACUCUAUGAUUAAAUGUCCAUCCGAUGUUGUUUUUACUAAUCCAACCCUACCGGUUCCAAAAUGUACCGAUCCACUACCACCUGACAAUUUCCCAAUGCCAAGGUGUGUUUCAAAUAUUAUAACUAAUUAUCACUCGGAAAAUUUUAACGUUGAACAACAAUUGCGUUAUCGAUCUAAAAGACAUACUAGUCAUACGGCAUCAUUUUUGGCUGGUUUCAUUUUAAAAGAUAUUAUUCAGUCGAAAACGGAUACACCAUCUAUUCCGAUCUACAUACCAACCGACGACUCAAUCUACAACCCGCCAACAAGUCAAAAAUUUCAGGAAUUUAAUAGAACAAGCGAUGAAAUGAAUCACGUCACACCGUUUCUUGACUUGAAUCAAUUGUAUGGACUUAACACAGAGGAAUCAAGGAAGUUACGUGAUAUUGGUAACCGAGGAAAAUUAAAGAUGGAUGAGAAAAAUUAUCCAAUGAAUUAUCCGACUAGCGAUAUGAUCGGAGGAUUUCUUAAUCGAGCAAAUAAUAUUUUCACACUUGCAAUUCAGAUCAUUUGGAUGCGUGAACAUAAUAGAUUGUGUAAUCAAUUUUAUGAUGAUCAUGGUGAUUCGUGGACCGAUGAUCAAUAUUUUGAAGAGGCUAGAAAAUGGAAUAUUGCAUUUUAUCAAAAAGUAGUAACCGAAGAGUACCUUGGCAUCAUUCUUGGUAAACCAUUGCCACCAUAUCAACAAUAUAAUGAGAAUCUAGUACCAGGAGUUGAUCUUUUCUUCGCAACAAUAACAUUCAAAUAUGUUCACAGCGAACUUGGCAAUAAUUAUCAUAUACAAGAUGAAUUUGGAGAAUUGCUUGCAGAUCUAACAUUAGAUAACAUUUUACAAAUUCAAUUGUUGGAAAAAUUUGGAAUGGAAAGAGUGUUAAGAUCAAUGUCCCUACAACAUCAAGAAGAAUUGGAUAUUUAUUAUUCCGAUGCUAUGAGAAAUGCUACAACCAUUGAACCGCGUAUUUAUGAUAUUGCAGCUUUUGAUGUUUUAAGAGCCAGAGACAGAGGAAUUGCUUUGUAUAAUGAUGCUCGUCAAGCAUAUGGGCUAACAACAAAGAAAACUUGGCAAGGGAUAACAUCAGUUAAAAUAUUACAAGAUUAUCUGCAACAAUUGUAUCCUAAUGGACCUAAUCAAUUAGAAACUUUCGUUGGUGCAAUAGUUGAAGAUCAUUUGGAUGGAUCAAAUUUUGGUGAAUUAAUGAGCAUUAGUAUGUUCACUCAGUUUACUAAAAUCAGAGAUUCUGAUAAAUUUUGGUGGGAGAAUGGCAACAUGUUUACUGAUGUUGAAAGAGUUACCCUUAAGAGCACAACAUUCAAAGAUAUUAUUUUACGUAAUCUGCCAGAAAAUAACAAACCAAUCAUGCCACAAAAUAUUUGGACGGUUCAACCCCAAUCAAAAACCACCAAUUCUUCAUCAGCUGUUGAUGUAAAUUAUCCAAAUAAUAUUCCUGCAUGGUCACCAUAUGUUAUUAAAUAUAGAAUUGAUGAUUCUUUUAUUCAUUUCAAAAUAACUUUACAAACUGAUGAUGGUGAAGGAUGGUUUGGAAUGGGGUUUGAGCCUGAUGACAUUGGAAUGAAGGGAGCAGAUUUUGUUAUUGGCUUUGUACGGGAAAAUAAAAUUGACAUAUUCAAUUAUCGAUCAUCAUCAGCUGAUCAUUACCCACCUAAUCGUGAUGAUAAUUCAGAUUUAACAAAUAUUAAUUCAAAUGUAAGUGAUAGUUUAGCAACUAUUGAAUUCUCAAGACCAUUAUUACCUGAUGGAAGACGCGGAAUUAAGGAUGGGCAUGUUAAAUGUAAGAAAAAAUAUCCUUUUAGUUCAUCUUUUACUUAUCAUGGAAAUAAUCGAAUAUUGAUAAUGAUUGAUUUUUAUAAUAAUAAAAUAGAAGCAGUAAAAAUAAAGGCAAGUCAACAGACAACAAAAUAUAUACAUGGAAUUGGAAUGUCAUUUACCUGGAGUGUGUUAUUUCCAAUAUCAAUUUUUAUAGUUAGAUUUUUUAAACAUACAAAUAACUAUCUCAAGAUUCAUCGAACUAUACAGCUUCUUGGUGGAAUAAGUAUAGGAAGUUUUGGUGCUGCAGCAUUAGCAGUAGCUGGAUUAGCACUUUAUUGUUUAGUAUUUAUACAAUUAGCAAUUGGAUUAAUUUCAAUAUGGAGUCAAGCAUCUUUAGUAUCAACAUUUACAGGAGAUUUAUCAAAAAACCCAUUAGAUAAUUACAAUAACGAUUCAUCCUUUGGCUUACAAUCAUCUUCAUCCUCUUUAUCAAUUUCAUCAAUUCCAUCACUUUCAUCACCUUCACUAGCAGCAGCAGUGGAAGCAUCCACAACAUUCAAAGAUAUUAUUUUACGUAAUCUGCCAGAAAAUAACAAACCAAUCAUGCCACAAAAUAUUUGGACGGUUCAACCCCAAUCAAAAACCACCAAUUCUUCAUCAGCUGUUGAUGUAAAUUAUCCAAAUGAUAUUCCUGCAUGGUCACCAUAUGUUAUUAAAUAUAGAAUUGAUGAUUCUUUUAUUCAUUUCAAAAUAACUUUACAAACUGAUGAUGGUGAAGGAUGGUUUGGAAUGGGGUUUGAGCCUGAUGACAUUGGAAUGAAGGGAGCAGAUUUUGUUAUUGGCUUUGUACGGGAAAAUAAAAUUGACAUAUUCAAUUAUCGAUCAUCAUCAGCUGAUCAUUACCCACCUAAUCGUGAUGAUAAUUCAGAUUUAACAAAUAUUAAUUCAAAUGUAAGUGAUAGUUUAGCAACUAUUGAAUUCUCAAGACCAUUAUUACCUGAUGGAAGACGCGGAAUUAAGGAUGGGCUUGUUAAAUGUAAGAAAAAAUAUCCUUUUAGUUCAUCUUUUACUUAUCAUGGAAAUAAUCGAAUAUUGAUAAUGAUUGAUUUUUAUAAUAAUAAAAUAGAAGCAGUAAAAAUAAAGGCAAGUCAACAGACAACAAAAUAUAUACAUGGAAUUGGAAUGUCAUUUACCUGGAGUGUGUUAUUUCCAAUAUCAAUUUUUAUAGUUAGAUUUUUUAAACAUACAAAUAACUAUCUCAAGAUUCAUCGAACUAUACAGCUUCUUGGUGGAAUAAGUAUAGGAAGUUUUGGUGCUUCAGUAUUAGCAAUGUCUAAUUCAAGAACUCCCCAUUCAUUUUUAGGAUUGACACUUUAUUGUAUAGUAUUUAUACAAUUAGCAAUUGGAUUAAUUUCAAUAUGGACACUUUAUUGUUUAGUAUUUAUACAAUUAGCAAUUGGAUUAAUUUCAAUAUGGAGUCAAGCAUCUUUAGUAUCAGUAAAUUUAGGAUAUCCUAGAUUUUUUAAAAGAACUCAUAAAUUUUUAGGGAUCUCUUUGUUAAUUGUUUCAUGGAUUAAUAUUUACCUUGGCAUGGUUACCUAUAGUUUAUCUUAUGGAAAGUAA